AUGCCCGAACCACGAGGCAUGCGCGCCGCCAGCAGGCGCAAAACACCAACUCCGCAACCGGAAAAGCCACCGGCACGCGCAUCGCGCCGCCUGCGCAGCCAGAGCCGCGAGAUUGAGACGUUUCCCGACAUGCAGAAGCCCGCCCGCCGCAAUGCACGCCAAGGAAGCGUCACCAGUGUCGCCAGUGACGGCGAACAUGACCCUGUGAAGACGCGCAAAUCCCGGCGCAAGCCUGCCAAGGAGGCUGCAAUCGACCUCACCAUCGUGGAGGAGGUCGACGCCGAGAUUGCUUUCGACGCAGCCCCCGCAACGCCCCAGCGCAUCGACCUGCCUCUCCCUCUGGAGCAGCAGGCCUUUCGCUCGCCGGGCGCCGCCUCUGAGAUGUCUGGGACCACUGCCAUUUCGUCCUUCUCCAUGAUCGAGGCCGAGUUCCUGGAGCCAAAGUACAUGCUAAAGCAUAUGCGCAAGUUGUGCGACGCCGCGGACGAGUUCCUGCAGCAUCUCACCCCAGCGGACGGACAUAUCAGCGACGACCAUCACAACAUCCAGGAAAUGCUCAAGCCCGGGUCUGACUUCGCCGAGGAAUACCACGACUUUGACGAAGAGCUGAAGGUGCAUCUCAAGCACUUCAAGGGCGAGGAGAACAACUACAUCAACGUCCGAGCUGUUCACCGCGCUCUGUUUGGCUCCUACACCGACACAGGAGCCAUACAGUCUGGAAUCAGCCUCGUUCUCUACUCGGCCAAUAUCAUUGUACUCGCCAAGCAGAUGAUCGACUCUAGCAGAAGCGAUAAGAGGGUCUGGGACCGUCUACGACAGCUUGACAGCCUAUUCCCCAGCCAGUUCAUGCGCUCGUUGGGCGCAAAAGGCUCAGCGGCUGCAGGGGACAGUGCGCUACUCAGCGAGACCUUCGAUUUCGCGCUCGAGAUACGGACCCAGCUCGCGAUCCUCUCGCUGCAACGCUCUGCCAGUGAAAGUGAUUUUGAUCCCGAAGAGGCUCUCAGCGGCAUCUUCCUCAACUCCGACGCAGCACAGGAAAACGGCGGCUUGAUCCGGGGCUGGACGGUGGCAGCCCUUGGUGGGGAAGAGACGGGUCUAUCACAAGAACUCCAGCAGAAGGUCGCAGAACGGUACAACGAAUUGAGGAGGUUUCUUCCAACCGACGUCCAGUCUCUAGAGAACGGCGACGUGGUCGACCUUGAAGGACUGAGCAGUGCAUUCGAGUGGGAAGCAAUCGUGCUGCAGCUGCUGCACUGGGUGCGUCUCCGGCGGCACGAACUGAGCGCUUCAAUCGACGCUCUCGGCGGCUCCGCAGCAAUCCUAGCCAACGUGAAGCAGGCGAUAGCAGCGCCUCAGCCCGCACCCGAAGAAGCCACCGCCCCCGCCCCGAGAGAUUCCCCACGCAAGAAGAGACUAUCGUUUGGCCGAAAUCGCAGACGCAGCAGCCGCAAGUUUGACCCCAAUGCACCGAUCGACAUGCGUACUAUCAACGCACUGAAAGCGAGAGAGAGAGACUCUGGAGUGCAUUUCGACCCAAAAGACCCGCAGCCGGGAGAUCUCUUUGAGGAGGUGGCCGAGGAGGACGUAAAUGGACGUGUUGAACCCGCGCCAGAGGACGUUGAAGCUGCGCUGGAGGAUGUUGUAUCCGCGCCAGGUGACGCGGAAGCCGAGCGGGCGUUGAAUGAGCAGAUUGAGCAAAUCGAAAAAGACACCUGGAACGAGCAACCGCAGGGCGACGCGACACUCGUAGCAGGAGACGACGAAUUGGUAGAGGUCGAUGCCAGCGCUCCCACAGGCCCACCCAAGAGCACACAAGAACACCUCGCCGCCCUCAAGGCCAUCCAACCCACAGGCAAAGAAAACCGCAAAGGCACCAGAUUCGUCGACCGCCAGCCCAACGCUGUCCGCGUCGACUUCGGCGAGGGCUUUGACAACAGCCAGGCCACGCCAGGACCCUCAAGCAAAGCCCUCGACAAGGGCAAGCAGCGCGCCGACCCCCCACCCUCUGCAGCCCGCAAACGCGCCCGCGAAGAAACCGACUCCGACGACAAUGCCUACGAGUCGACCGACCGCGGCGCCCGCGUCCACGCUCGCCGCCAGAAAGCCCCCGUGUCGAAACGCGCACGCCUCGAGCUUGCUGCUGCACCCUCCGCAGCACAAUCCACGGCACCGGCCGCAGCACCCCCCUCCUCCGCCGCAGCCCCGCCCUCCCACCAACCCCCCGCGCCCUCCCAACCCGCCGAAACCCUCCGCCUCCCCCCACGCCUACGCGCCCCCCCCGCCCCCUCCGACGAACACGAAAGCUCCGAGCCCUCGGCCCCCGAGAUGAGCGAACCCACCGACCCCCCACCCACCGCCGUUCCCCCGCGCUCAACAUUCACCUCCCAACACGCGCUGUCGCUGCAAACCCCGCUUGUGCCUGCGCGCGGCCGCCAGCCACGCCGUACCUGGACAUCCGCGCAGGAAGACGCGCUGAUUGCGUACGCCGAGCAGGUCGGGCUGUCGUACGCGCGCAUUGAGAAGCUGGAUCAGAGCGAGGAGGGGUAUGGCGUGCUGGGCGAGUUCAGCCAGGUCAAUUUGAAGGAUAAGGCGAGGAGUAUGGCUGUGGUUAUGAUUCGGUCUGGGACAGGACUGCUGCCCGGGUUUGAGAAUGUGGUGAGUGCGGAGUCGAAGGAGGGGAGGCGGUUGCUGGAGGCUGGGUUUACGUGGUGAGUGAGCGGUGGAGCGAGGUGAAGCUCGUUGAAACGACUUGGAGCGAGUACGCCAUUGAACUCGCGCGGGACGCACAUCUACCUAUCGAUACCUCUCCAAUCCCACACUGCGUCUCCUCCUCCCUCCACUCUCCACGCUACUCCUCCCGCCACCUAACCCCCCACUCGCCCUUGGCAAAACUCGCCUCCACAACCGCCCCCUUCAUGACCGCCUCGCACUUCCUCUUCUCCUCCCCCUCGCCCACACGGAACCCAAACGCACACCCCCUUCGCGCCGCGCGCCGCACCAUCUCCCUUUCCUCCGCGCGCCGCUGGCCCUCGCGCCGCCGCGCCCGCGCCUCGUCCGUCUCCA
Boeremia exigua is the source of this 3063-nucleotide messenger RNA. RefSeq lists its product as uncharacterized. The record is from RefSeq and is a predicted model, not a curated record. The coding region runs from base 1 to 2712 and encodes 903 amino acids. Lineage: Eukaryota; Fungi; Ascomycota; Dothideomycetes; Pleosporales; Didymellaceae. The transcript is spliced from 2 exons.